This is a messenger RNA of Oncorhynchus keta (chum salmon), 4651 nucleotides long. RefSeq names its product GTPase IMAP family member 9-like. Lineage: Eukaryota; Metazoa; Chordata; Actinopteri; Salmoniformes; Salmonidae. The transcript has 2 exons. The record is from RefSeq and is a predicted model, not a curated record. Gene Ontology annotation, molecular function: GTP binding. Bases 1013 to 2137 code for a protein of 374 amino acids.
GACUCUAGCUCUCUGUGGGUGUUGAGAUAUUCCAAUGAAUACCAGGCCUGGAUACCAGUUCAGCAAUGAAGAUGGUGACUGAAUUAAAGAACUUUGCGUCAUCUUCCAAAAUAUAGUUUGGUGCGUCAUGGGUGACUCAUUUGUAACAGGUUUCAGUAAAUAAUUUUUGGUAGCAUUUCUAUGUUGAAGAUUAAAACAUAAUUUGGUGCAUUUCCCCCCACAUUCCAUUCAGUUCGCUUUAUUUUUUAUAAUAUAUUACACUUGCUCUUUCUUGAAUAAGUUACGCCAUUUCUUUUCCCCCUCCCCCUAAUGUAUUCUGUGCCUCUACGGUUUAUUGCUGUCUGUACUCGGAGUCCCUCUAAUUCCUUUGUUAAUAGAAUUUAUUUUGACCUUGCUUUUGUUUUAGAGAUGAGUACUGAAUUGCAUGGCAUCUAAAGGCACAUUUACAAGUGUCCCAUUCAAAUAGGGGGACCUGCUGUACCGAUGUUAUGUCAGGAAAAGUAAGCAAUCUGUCCUGGUAAAAAAAUGUUGUCAUCCAAUAGGCUUUGAUUACAUUUCCAAUAUCCUUGCCCAUGUGGAAAUUCUGUAAGAGUAAUAUUUAUGCCAAUUAUGUGAUGAUCCGACCGCAUUCUGUCUGCUAUCAACAAUUAACUUUUGGUGGCAGCGAGAAUGACAUAAGAAAGUAGUCAAGAUGACGAGCUUGAUCGAGCCUCCGCCAUGUAUAUCUCACUAACCUCCAUAUUUCCACUAGUUCCAAUAUAUCCAUGGUAUUUGUGAUUUCCUUAAAUUCAGAAGGGCGCUAGUUUGUUGUGUGAUUUCGUGCCACACCCGUUGAAGUAGGCUGGCCAAAAAGAUAACAUAAUAUUAUAUAAACAAGAUGCUGUACUCCAGGCCACACCUGUAAAGUAGCCAAUACGAACUAUAGAGAGCAGCCAUUUCAAGAGUUACAGAAAACCCACGAGCUGGUAAACUACAGACUGCAGCUAUUUCAAGUGCAAACGCAAAGAAGAAGAUGAACAGAAAGGCAAGAAGUGAUCAUCAAAAUUCAGGGCUGCACUCUGACCUAAGGAUAGUUCUGGUGGGGAAGACUGGAGCAGGGAAGAGUGCAACAGGAAACACAAUCCUUGGGAUGGAAGAUGCGUUUAAAGCAGAGGCGUCUCCAGUGUCUGUCACUUCAGAGACUAAGAAGAACAUAGGAAAGGUGGAUGGGAUGAUGAUUGAAGUCAUCGACACACCGGGGCUCUUUGACACAUCAGUGGAUGCAGUGAAGAUGAAAGGAGAAAUAGACAAGUGUAUUGAGAUGUCAGUCCCAGGACCUCACGCCUUUCUGCUGGUGAUCAGACUGGGGCGGUUCACAGAAGAGGAGAGGAACACUGUGAAGUGGAUCCAGGACAACUUUGGAGCAGAAGCCUCAAAAUACACCAUGGUGCUGUUCACUGGAGAAGAUCAGCUGGGGAGGAAAACAGCUGAGGACUUUGUGAAUAAGAGUAAAGAGCUCCAGGCUCUCAUCGAUCAAUGUGGCGGCAGAUACCACUUUUUCAAUAACGUUAAUAGAGUUGACAACCCUCAGGUCAAACAGCUGCUGAAGAAGAUGGAGAAGAUGGUGGAGGAGAAUGAAGAAAAAUUCUACACCCAUGAGAUGUUCGAGAAGGCCCAGGAAAUACUGGACUGGGAAAAUACUACGGUUGUGAAAUUUUUAAAAUCGUGGCCUGUACCUUUAAAAAUAGUGACAACACCAUUAUGGAUCCCUUUUGUUCUGAAUCAGAAAAAAAAAAGAAUUGACAUGAAAAAAAAGCUCUCUGAUCUUCUAUGGGGAACGGAUAAGAUCAGGGAUGAGAUCAGAGAAAGGGCAGAUUUAUCGAAUCAAGAAAAUAUAGUGGACUCAGGAGCAAAUACAGGUUCUGAUGUUCUUGUUUCAACUCCAGCCACCACUGCUACCCCUAUCCUAGCCACUCCUACCCCAGCCAGCCCUAUCCCAUCCUCCUCUAUUCCGGCCACCCCUAUCCCAGCCUUCACCAUGUCAUCCACCUUUACAAUCACCAUUCCACCACUUGCAAAUGCAUAUCUUUAUCUGAUAGUGGGAGCUGUUGUAGUCUGCAUAUUUGCAGUAUUUGUAGGUCUAUCUUUGAUGGGUUAGAAGUUACAAUAGAUGCAGUGCAUUCAGAAAGUAUUCAGACCGCUUCUCUUGUUCCACAUUUUGUUACGUUACAGCCAGUUUCUAAUAUGGAUUAAAAAAAAUAUUUUCCUCUUCAAUAUACACACAAUUCCCCAUAAAGACAAAAUAAAAACAGGUUUUUAGAAAUGUUUGCAAAUGUGUGAAAAAUAAUAUUUACAUAAGUAUUCAGACCCUUUGCUAUGAGUCUCAAAAUUGAGUUCAGGUGCAUCUUGUUUUCAUUUAUCAUCCUUGAGAUGUUUCUACAACUUGAUUGGAGUCCACCUGUGGUAAAUUCAAUUGAUUGGACAUUAUUUGGGAAAGGCACACCUCCGUCUAGAUAAGGUCCCACAGUUGACAAUGCAUGUCAGAGCAAAAAUCAAGCUAUGAGGUUGAAGUAAUUGUCCGUAGAGCUCAGAGACAGGAUUGUGUCGAGGCACAGAUCUGGGGAACGGUACCAAAAAACGUCUGCAGCAUCGAAGGUCCCCAAAAACACAGUGGACUCCAUCAUUCUUAAAUGGAAGAAGUUUGGAAUCACCAAGACUCUUCCUAAAGCUGGCCGCAUGACCAAACUGAGCAAUCGGGGGAGAAGGAAGGGCCUUGGUGAGUGAGGUGACCAAGAACCCGAUGGUCAGUCUGACAGAGCUCCUCUGUGGAAAUGGGAGAUUCUUCCAGAAGGACAACCAUCUCUGCAGCACUCCAUCAAUCAGGCCUUUAUGGUAGAGUGGCCAGAUGGAAGACACUCCUCAGUAAAAGGCAAACAUUUAUAUUAACAUACAAUAUAUUCCUCUUAUAAUUAUAGCAUUAACUUUCUCAUCAGAUCAGUAUCUCAAUGCAUUCUUAGUCUAAAUGACUAUACAUUAUAAAGUGUGUAGACCUCCACAAUCAACCUGAUACCCCAAAAUAUACAAUUUUAGACAAGUCUAAAUCAAUGACGGGUACAGUUGGCCAACCCCCCCUUUCAUUCUUCUGGCGUCUCUUCAUUGUCUUCUUCAGAUAGCUUCACAGUUCAAAGUGGAUGGUCCAUGAUAAUGUCCCAAUUCCAAUGUGUCACUUGGACCGCCACCACCUUAUGUAUUUUCCAUUUGCUAACCAGUAUAUCAGCAACAUGAGAGAAGUUUAGAACGGAUCUCUCUCCAUGCUCCUCCACGUGGUCCUGUCGCACUCCUGAGAGAAAAGGCAUGAGAGAAAAGGCAUGAGAGAAAAGGCAUGAGAGAAAAGGCAUGAGAGAAAAGGCAUGAGAGAAAAGGCAUGAGAGAAAAGGCUGUUGAUACCUUCAACUGGAUACUGUGUGGGUUGCUGGCUCUGACUCAGGUCUCAUGGUAGAAGUGGUGAAGGACAGGGCCGUAGUGAACGCCAUUGUUGCCAUUACGUCACACUGGUUAGAGGGGGUUUGAGGCUCACACUGUUCUAGGCCAAAUGAUCCCUGCCAUGCAUCUAGAUACCACCUGGGGUCCCUAUCGCCAGAACCAGAACAACAGUUUAGUUUAGGGCAUUUCUGAUUCAAACAGAUCAGAUGAUACAGUGUCCCUUUUAAGUGGAAUAAACACCUUCUAGAAAAAAACCUUUCAAGUAAUCCUAUCUUUCCAACCUGUUGCAUUCAUUUAGUCUAAAUAUAAAACCUGUUGCAUUCAUUUAGUCUAAAUAUAAAACCUGUUGCAUUCAUUUAGUCUAAAUAUAAAACCUGUUGCAUUCAUUUAGUCUAAAUAUAAAACCUGUUGCAUUCAUUUAGUCUAAAUAUAAAACCUGUUGCAUUCAUUUAGUCUAAAUAUAAAACCUGUUGCAUUCAUUUAGUCUAAAUAUAAAACCUGUUGCAUUCAUUUAGUCUAAAUAUAAAACCUGUUGCAUUCAUUUAGUCUAAAUAUAAAACCUGUUGCAUUCAUUUAGUCUAAAUAUAAAACCUGUUGCAUUCAUUUAGUCUAAAUAUAAAACCUGUUGCAUUCAUUUAGUCUAAAUAUAAAACCUGUUGCAUUCAUUUAGUCUAAAUAUAAAACCUGUUGCAUUCAUUUAGUCUAAAUAUAAAACCUGUUGCAUUCAUUUAGUCUAAAUAUAAAACCUGUUGCAUUCAUUUAGUCUAAAUAUAAAACCUGUUGCAUUCAUUUAGUCUAAAUAUAAAACCUGUUGCAUUCAUUUAGUCUAAAUAUAAAACCUGUUGCAUUCAUUUAGUCUAAAUAUAAAACCUGUUGCAUUCAUUUAGUCUAAAUAUAAAACCUGUUGCAUUCAUUUAGUCUAAAUAUAAAACCUGUUGCAUUCAUUUAGUCUAAAUAUAAAACCUGUUGUUUAACAAAUCUAGGACCUUUAAAAACGUUGGUGCGGUCUUAUCAGCUUAAUAUUCAGUACUAAAACAUUUACUUGGAUCUACUUUAACUUGAAACACUGUUCCACAUAAUGGAAACCAAUUAUCAUUGUUAUAUAUUCUUGCUUAAAUCACUGGUGAAGUUGUAAAAAUCAUCUCCCAUUCUUCUGCACCAAAUGUCCCACUGUGUCACUUACAGCCCG